CUGUCGGGGGAGGUGGAGUGCAAGGUAGAGUGGCACACCCAGACAGUUCCCCAUGGCUUCAGAGGUGCAGAAGAGGAAGGGAUCAGAGACGGCCCCGGUGUCUUCCGAAAUGCAAGGCAAAAACAAGCCUCAAGAAAUGAUGCCUGUGCCCUCUGAUCUGCAGAACCAGAAGAAGGGUCAAGAAAUCCCCAAGUCACCUGUGGGGCUGCUGAGAAAGAGGGGUCAGGAAGUGGUCCCGAAGAUGCAGCCAGCUAUGAUGAUGUUCUCCAGCAAGUACUGGGCACGUCGGGGAUUAUCUUUGGAUUCAGCCAUGUUUAAUCAACAGCAUCUCGGCACCAGUAUGCUUCGCAGGACAUCGUUUAGUCGUAUAGAUGAGAAACCGGACAAAGAAGGAAGCUCCACUCUUGACUCUGGGAAAACAGCUGUGAUUUUCUCUCUGAAGAAUGAGGUGGGCUAUCUGGUGAGGGCCCUUCGGAUCUUUCAGGAGAAGCGUGUGAAUUUGGCCCACAUUGAGUCACGCAAAUCGAAGCGGGUCAACACAGAGGUGGAGAUCUACGCGGAGUGCAGCUGCACUAAGAAGGAGUUCAAUGAGCUGGUGCAACACCUUAAAGACCACGUCAACAUCAUCUCGUAUAACACACCUCAACAUGUGUGGUCUGCAGAGACCGACUGUUUGGACUGUGUUUGUGUUUUGGGUGGGCUACCAGAUGGGGAAGGAGUGCCCUGGUUUCCCCAGAAGAUCUCGGAGCUGGACCAGUGCUCUCACAGGGUGCUCAUGUACGGCUCGGAGCUGGACGCUGACCACCCAGGCUUUAAAGACAAUGUGUAUCGGCAGAGGAGGAAGUACUUUGUGGAGGUGGCGAUGAACUACAAAUUUGGCCAACCCAUCCCACGCAUUGAGUACACGCCAGAGGAGGUGAAGACCUGGGGAGUGGUGUUCCGGGAGCUGACUAAACUCUACCCCACCCACGCCUGCUGCGAGUACCUGAAAAACCUCCCACUGCUCACAAAGUAUUGUGGAUACCGAGAGGACAACAUCCCUCAGCUCGAAGAUGUGUCUCUGUUUCUAAGAGAGAGGUCAGGAUUCACGGUGCGACCUGUGGCAGGAUACCUGUCACCUAGAGACUUCCUGGCUGGACUGGCAUACCGAGUGUUUAACUGCACUCAAUAUGUGCGUCACAGCACUGAUCCGCUCUACACACCAGAGCCGGAUACCUGCCAUGAGCUCCUGGGUCAUGUGCCGCUCCUAGCGGAUCCGAAGUUUGCUCAGUUCUCGCAAGAAAUCGGCCUGGCCUCUCUAGGAGCUUCAGAUGAAGAUGUGCAAAAACUGGCUACAUGCUAUUUCUUCACCAUUGAGUUUGGCCUGUGCAAACAAGACGGCCAGCUGAGAGCCUAUGGAGCAGGGCUGCUGUCCUCCAUUGGAGAGCUAAGGCAUGCAUUAUCAGACAAAGCUUUGGUGAAGCCGUUUGAUCCCAGGACCACGUGCUACCAGGAGUGCCUCAUCACAACUUUCCAAGACGUUUACUUUGUGUCAGAAAGUUUUGAAGAGGCCAAAGAAAAGAUGAGAGAAUUUGCCAAAUCAAUCAAGAGGCCCUUCUCUGUCUACUACAACCCCUACACCCAGAGCAUUGACCUUCUAAAGGACACCAGAAGCAUUGAGAAUGUGGUGCAGGACCUCCGCUGUGACCUCACCACAGUCUGUGACGCCCUGGGAAAAAUGAACAAGUACCUCGGCAUCUAGAACUAUACGGAAUUUGUCUAAGUGAACACGUUUCAGAUGAAUUAUACAUCAAAUGCUUUGAGAUUUUCUGCUUUGAACUACAAACCAUGCUAAAGUCAUAUCACAUAUAAUAAACAUAACUACAAGUGGCUCGUGGUGCAUUGUUUGGCCUGGAACCAGAGGCAGAGGCCAGUCUCAUUGUCCUGUGUUCUAAUGCAUUUGCCAGCUUUUGUGACCAGGUUAUUCUAAUCAUUUUCACAGCAGCCAGUUACAGAUGCUGUAGGCUGCAUGUCAGUAUCCGUCUGUGGUUCUUAACUGUGAUUAGCUCAACAUAGGAUUCUGUAAUCCAAUUGGCAUUACAUCCAACUUCAUUAUGACUGGCAAACAGGAAGUCUGAAAUUGAUGACUCCAGACAGUAAGGCAGAAAUAUACCUGGUCCAGACUAAAUACAGCAUUCUCUGGUUAACAGAUGAGCUACACAGACAACCAUUAGGCUUCAACCAUAUGAACUCUGCUAUCGUGCACAGGAUGGAAUGAAUGCAGACACAUUAAUAUUGAAUCAUACAGAAAAACUUGAUUUCACAUUUAUUAUUGCAUUGAGUUAGUCUGCUUACACAUUAUUGACUUUGGGAAUGUGAGAAAACAAACAACAAAAAUACACUAUCCAGUAUACGUUUGUUGCAUUACCUCUCUGUGCCUAUCUAUGAGCUUGACAUAUGAAGAGUAUGUAUCUCUUAUGAAGAGUAAUCACACAUUAAUCUAUUUCAUUUAAGUUGCAGCACGUGGGCUAAGCUGAUUGUUAUUGUACAUGUAUUCUGCAUAAAUUAAUCAUGAUUUCCAAACUAGUGUGAAAUAUGCAUGGAUAAAUUAGCCAAGCAGCAGAGUGAAUGCCACAGUUCAUUUGUAGUGCUUGCUUUAUUUGUGCUUGCAGUCAUGGAUGUCUCCUAUUCUUGGUCAAUAAAGUAUUAUAUUUUAAGUGUUUUACGAGUGCCGUUGUCAAGUAAUUUGUGAUGAACACUCUUCCAAACCACACACACACCUUUGUCUUAUCAUUAACUAAUAAUUGUUUUUUGGCAGUUGUCUCUAAAUCUUAAGAUGUGGUGGAUAGCUAGUGUG
This is a messenger RNA of Pygocentrus nattereri (red-bellied piranha), 2836 nucleotides long. RefSeq names its product tryptophan hydroxylase 2 (tryptophan 5-monooxygenase) (gene tph2). The record is from RefSeq and is a predicted model, not a curated record. Gene Ontology annotation, biological process: serotonin biosynthetic process; aromatic amino acid metabolic process. NCBI's taxonomy places the organism in Eukaryota, Metazoa, Chordata, Actinopteri, Characiformes, Serrasalmidae. Gene Ontology annotation, cellular component: neuron projection. The transcript is spliced from 11 exons. Bases 53 to 1741 code for a protein of 562 amino acids. Gene Ontology annotation, molecular function: iron ion binding; tryptophan 5-monooxygenase activity.